This is a messenger RNA of Labrus mixtus (cuckoo wrasse), 819 nucleotides long. RefSeq names its product protein myomixer-like. NCBI's taxonomy places the organism in Eukaryota, Metazoa, Chordata, Actinopteri, Labriformes, Labridae. The record is from RefSeq and is a predicted model, not a curated record. The transcript has a single exon. Bases 576 to 803 code for a protein of 75 amino acids.
GCACAGCGACAGCUCUUCAUUGAGUUGAAACCAAUGCGACAACUGUUCCUCUCUGAUGGGGAAAGAGGAGGAUCAGAGCUGAGGACUUCACUCUCACUCCUGCACACACAGCGUGCACACAUGCCUCAGAAGCGCUCAGAUCUCACAAGAUUUUUCUGCCGGUUUAAGACUUUUAAUUUGUCUUGUUAUUCUUGGAGGGAGUAGAACACCUCAGGGCUGAUUCAGUUCCUCUGUACUUCAGGGUGGAGGUAAAGAAAAGGCAGUGUGGGUGUGUGUGUGUGAGAGUCUGUUUCAGCUGAGGAUAUUACCUCAUAGAGGAUAAGCUGUGAUUCAAGAGGUCUGACAGAGGUCUCUCCCUCUGACUCCAUUACUCCUGUCUUCUUAUCUGGGCAGGUUUUCUGUUCGGGAAGUUUUGACAGCCAGGCUUUACAGCAAGAGAGAGAGAGACAGAGAGAGAGAGAGAAAGUUGAGAGGUGGUGACUUCAUCCCUUCUCCUAACCAACCCUCUUCUCUCCCCCUCCUUUUCUGAGCUCUUUUUUUUUCAACUUUUUUUUUGUGCUGCUAAGUCAGGCAGCAUGCCAGUAGUCUUCCUCGUGCUGCGGUCCCUGCUUAUCAGGCUCUUCAGUAGCAAACUGGCAGGCUCAGCGGCACAGUUCCUCAGGAGAAUCCUCUCUACGGGAGCUGCCCACCUUGGCACGGCACUGCGCCACAUCUGGGACCGCAUUCGAUCCCAGGAGUCCAAGGAAGCCGUCCUGGGCUGCGUGCUGUGCAUUCUCAACAUGCACAAGAAGGUGGAGAACUGAGCUCUGCCUCCACUCG